AUGGCUCUUCAUCAAUUCGACUACAUCUUUGCCAUCGGCAUGAUGUUUGCCUUCCUGGACGCCUGGAAUAUCGGUGCCAACGAUGUCGCCAACUCCUUCGCUACAUCGGUCUCUUCCCGUGCCUUGACCUACCCGCAAGCCAUGAUUAUCGCCGCAAUUUGUGAGUUUUUAGGUGCCACCCUCGCUGGUGCUCGUGUCUCCGAUACCAUUAGAAACAAAAUUAUCGAUGUCGCUCUCUUUGACAAUGCUCCUGCUGGCCUCAUGCUUACUAUGGCCUGUGCUCUCGUUGGAUCUUCUCUCUGGCUUACCCUUGCUACCAAGCUUGGUGCUCCCGUCUCCACUACCCACUCAAUUGUCGGCGGUAUUAUUGGUGCCGGUAUUGCUGCCGUUGGUGCUAAUAAUAUUCACUGGGGUUGGAACGGUUUCGCCAAGAUUGUUGCUUCUUGGUUCAUUGCUCCAAUGAUUUCUGGUGGUUUUGCUGCCGUUACUUUCCUUAUUACAAAGUACCUUAUUCUCGAACGCAAGAACUCUCUCAAGCGUGCUCUUUUCGCUAUUCCCUUUUACUGUGCCCUUACUGCUGGUGUUCUUAUCAUGGUUAUUGUUUGGAAGGGUGCUCCUAAUCUUAAGCUUGACAAUCUCUCUGAUGGCCAAGUUCUCGGUGCUAUCUUUGGUGGUGCCGGUGGUGCCAUUCUUCUUUAUGCCAUCUUUUGGUAUCCUUACCUUUACAGAAAGCUUGUUCUUGAAGACUGGACUCUUAAGACUUACCAUGUUUUCCUUGGUCCUCUUCUUUGGAAACGUGGUGAAGUUCCUCCUAUCCCUGAAGGCCACAAGGUUCAGAUUGUUAUUGACUACUACGAGGGUAACAGAACUCGCGAAGAAUAUGAAAAUGCUAUUGACAGCGGUCUUGCCGGUGUUGAUCCUAAAUUGAUUGAAACCCGCUCUGAAUCUCAUGACUCCGAUGACCUUGAAACCAAGGGUGCUAUUUCUACUUCAAUUGAGGGUGUUGAAACCAAUCCUACUGAGAAGCCCAUCCGCUUUGACAUGAUCCGCAAGGAAAACUUCAUGAUCAUGGUUAAGACUCCCAAGUAUUGGCCUCGUUUGGUUUGGCUCGCCCUCACUAAUGGUGUUCGUCAGGAUGUCGUUAACCACCAGCGUAAUGAUACUUCCUUCCUUGGUAAGAAUGUCCAGGACAUGCAUGCUCGUGCUAAGAAAUAUGACAACAAGACUGAGCAUCUUUUCUCUCUUCUCCAAGGUCUUACUGCCGGUACUGCUUCUUUUGCCCACGGUGCCAACGAUAUUUCCAACGCUGCUGGUCCUCUUUCUACUAUCUACCUUGUUUGGUCUACCAAUACUUCUGGUAGAAAGGCUGAAGUCCCUGUUUGGGUCUUGUGUUACACUGCUGCUGCCCUUUGUAUCGGUCUCUGGACUUAUGGUUACAACCUUAUGAGAAACUUGGGUAACAAGCUUACUCUCCAGUCUCCUUCCCGUGGUUUCAACAUGGAACUCGGUGCUGCCAUUACUGUCGUCUUUGCUACUCGUCUUUCUCUUCCCGUUUCUACCACCCAAUGCUUAGUCGGUGCCGUUGUCUUUGUUGGUCUGUGCAAUGGUGAUGUCAAGGCUGUCAACUGGCGCAUGGUUGCCUGGUCCUACAUGGGCUGGUUCCUUACUGUUCCUUGCGCUGGUCUUAUUGCCGGUAUCAUCAUGGGCAUCAUUUGCAACGCUCCUAAGGUUGGUGUUGUUUACGAAAUGUCUUAA
Messenger RNA from Magnusiomyces paraingens, 1755 nucleotides. RefSeq lists its product as uncharacterized. The record is from RefSeq and is a predicted model, not a curated record. Gene Ontology annotation, cellular component: membrane. NCBI's taxonomy places the organism in Eukaryota, Fungi, Ascomycota, Dipodascomycetes, Dipodascales, Dipodascaceae. The coding region runs from base 1 to 1755 and encodes 584 amino acids. Gene Ontology annotation, biological process: phosphate ion transmembrane transport. The transcript has a single exon.